Messenger RNA from Stylonychia lemnae, 1329 nucleotides. The record is from the annotation of a GenBank genome assembly. Lineage: Eukaryota; Ciliophora; Spirotrichea; Sporadotrichida; Oxytrichidae.
AUGAGGACUUCUAAUUACCCUAAUCUUAAAGCAGUUCUAUAUCUAUCAGGGGGCUUUUUCUUAUAAUUUGUUGCAGUAACAUCUGCAAUUAGUGUUGUUUCAACUACAUUAAGAGAAUGUGGCUUUAAGAAUCUAGGAUUUUACAGUUUGGCAGUAAAUUAUCUUGUGUUUGGGCUUUGUUCAUUAGUAGCCCCACCUAUUAUUAGGAAAUUAAAACCUAUCUUAUCAAUGACUCUAGGAUCAGUAUGCUACGAUAUAUGGUUGAUAACUCUAUCCUUACCAGCAAUUUUGUUGAAGAGUGAAAAAUUGAAAUUGUAUUUUAGCUAUAAUCAAGUUGUAGCAAUAGUUUUAAUAGCUAGCAUUAUUAUGGGUUUUGGGUGUGCUUUAAUUUGGGUUGGAUAAGGCAAAUAUCUUUCAGAUUGUUCAAAAUACAAAAUUGAGAGAAAAGGAGUCUAUUCAAGCAUUUUCUGGUUUACAUUCUAUAUUUCCUCAAUUUUGUCGAGUAUUUUAGCUGCUUUAAUUUUAGGCUCUUAUCCAUAAGAAUAUCUCUACUUUAUAUGCUUUAUCAUAUCAGUUCUAUCAAAAGUUAUUUUGAUUUCACUCCCUAAAAUAUAAACUGAGGAGUAGGAUUAAUAACUAUUUUAAAAUAAUUAACCAGAACAAGUAGAUUUGGAUAUCCUUAAACUUAUUACUGAUAAAUAAAUGAUAGUGACUUACGGUGUAUUUUUGACUUCUGCGCUAUCUAAUGGAUUUAGAAUGUCUGGACUAUUUAGUUUUCUAACACUAACUCAAACUAAUGAAACUAUUCAGAAUCAAUUUAAAUAUGCGUCUUAUGCUUAAGCCCUAUUCGGGAUUGGUCAAGCUGCAGGAAGUGCACUUUUUGGCUAUUUAAGUGUGAAGCUUAAAAGUAAUUUCAAAUUGACUCAAGGAGCUAUAAUAGUACAUAUUAUUUCUUAUUCCUCAAUGAUAUGGUGUAAUGAACUUUAUAAAUUUGGAUUUUUAAGCUUUUGCGCAUGCUUCUUUUUAGGCAUCUAAGAUUCUUAUCUUUAAAAUCAAACUCAAGUGAUAAUGGGAGCUGAAUUCAAAUAAACCACAGAAGCCUUUGCUAUCUUCAGAUUAUUUAAUUCAGUUGGUGUAACAUUCAUCCUUUUAAUAAUAUCAAACUUGACAAAUUCUGAAAGAUUUAGACAAUUUAUUAUUGGAAGCUUAUUAUUUUCGAUUUUUUCCUAAAUUAUAAUGAUAAAGCUAUUUAAGUUUAGAUAGUAACAAGGAGAUAUAGCAUAGGAUAAUAAGAAUUAGGCUAUUGAGAGUCUUAUUUAAAAGUGUUGA